CGGAUCUCUGUGACAUAUCCGUUGUGCAAUGUCUUUUUGGCUGCAUUUCAAGUGCCAUGGACGAUAUCAAACUGUACCUGUCAAGAUGCGAAUCCAGAACAACUCCAAGCCGUGGAGAUGGUCUCCGAUCGAUGAGUCGAAUUUGAGCACUGACGUUGAUAUAUACCGUCACGCUGCUAGUUGCAAGACACCGGUCCUUGCAAUGGUCAAGGUUCGCUGCCGAGUGCCCAGUGCUACUUGUAUAAAUCCUCGCUGUGCAGACCUUUGAGCUGCAUUUGCUGGAAGGUAAUGACUUCCAAGUUCUCUUGUGGUUCGGAGCUUUCCACUCUGCACAAAUCAGCUGAUCGGACCUCACGGCUAUUAUCGCUCCAUUCUAUAGCCGACAUAGGCCACCAAGUUUUGUGUAGGUCUGAGGUGAUUCUCAGAUCUAAGCGACAGUCUGUAGUUGGUCAUUACGAUGGAUUCCGCAACAGGGAAUGAUACUGAGUCUUGCAUUUGUCAAUUAUUGGGCAAGAAUAUCGUCGGCUACAUCACGAUUGCUAUGUCUGCUUUGGGAGUCAUUGUACCAGGAUACUAUUGUAUCUCAAGGUUGUAUCAAAUCACAGUUAUUGAAAGUCGAAUUAGAGAAUGUUAUGCGAGGCACAUUCUACACUCACAAGCAGUAGGAAAUUUCAGGGUCAACUUCAAUGGAGAAGAAAGAUAUACGCCUCGAGAUGUUCUGGUGCAGAACCCAUCGGGCAGGUACAUGAUAGCAGUCAAAAGAUAAAUUUCUACAACUGAUGAAGCUUCAACCUCGGAAGGUCCAGAGAGAGAUGCCAUUGAAAGUUUGGAAUCUGAAAAGACGGAAGAGCUUGCAUUUUUUCAUUAAAGCUAAAAUUCGUCAUGACAUUGGAGGAGUGAAGUAUGAUCCUUGAUUAUCCACAGAUAUGUAGCGGCUGGAGUCCAAUCUACUGGAACAUCACAAAGUAUCUGUAGUUUCAUGACAUAGUGCAACAUGCUUCAUCAUAUUAAAUGUUUGAAGUCUUCCAAUGUUCUCAACUUCCAGGUUGAAAUUUGUUCAAGCAUGUCAUCCUGGAAUAUGGACUGGAAUUGGAUCGAUGAGUAGUCCCGGCCUCAUUCUCAAACCACUCCCGGAGUUGGGUAACCCCGUUAGCGCGAGCCACUCAUGGCAAUAAAUUCACACUACUCAUGAUAAACACGCUGAGCAGGAAAUCACCAGCUCCAUUGUGGCUCUUUAAGUACUAAAAGUUGUGUUGAUUCUUUUGCAAUGCUUAGAUGUUUUUACUUCUUCGCUUUAUCUUCUU
Molecule: messenger RNA, 1304 nt
Organism: Marchantia polymorpha subsp. ruderalis
Lineage: Eukaryota; Viridiplantae; Streptophyta; Marchantiopsida; Marchantiales; Marchantiaceae
Source: the annotation of a GenBank genome assembly